AUGACCAGCUUGUCUCCUGCCGUGGACCCUGCAAACGGCAGUAUGGGGUCCACACCCGAACAUCCCAUGGUCCCUAACGUCUGUGCAACUUCUCAACAUGACCCCCAGCCAGCUCCGGAACCAGACUUGGAUCCAGACCCGUCUCCUGGGCCUCCUCUGGUCCCUCCACCCCCACCCCCUCCACCUCCUCCGCCCCUGCAGGGUCCCAGUCUCCCCGGGGCGCCACACAACUCGCGCAAGAAACGCAGAGUGAGGAGUUUCUUCUGGAAGACGAUCCCUGAGGAGAAGGUUCGGGGGAAGCCGAACAUCUGGACCUUGGCGGUGAGACAGCACCAGUACCAGAUCGAUGUGAGAACAGUGGAGGAGCUCUUCGGACAGCAGGACGACGUCAGGAACCAGGCUGCGAGUGGAACCCAAUCCCGACCUGGCAGAACCAGAAGAUCCUUUAAAGAGAACAAAGAUGAGAUCAGUAUCCUGGAUUCCAAGCGAGGGAUGAACGUGGGUAUCUUCCUGAAGCAGUUUAAGAAACCCAACCAGGCCAUCGUGGAGGACAUAAGACAGGGUAACGGUAAACUGUACGGAUCAGAACCACUGAAGGAGCUGCUCAAACUACUGCCCGAGGAGGAGGAGGUGAAGAGACUGAGGGAGUUUAAAGGAGACUCCAGUAAACUGACUCUGGUGGACUCUUUCAUGUACCUGCUAAUCCAGGUGCCACGUUACGAGGUGCGUAUCGAGGCUAUGGUUCUACAGGAAGAGUUUUUCCCGUUGUGUGCUGUGAUGAGCCGGGAGAUCAGCGUCGUACACAGUGCCACAGAGGAAUUAAUGACCUGUGAGGAGCUUCAUGCCAUCCUGCACUUAGUACUUCAGGCCGGAAAUAUCAUGAACGCAGGAGGCUAUGCAGGAAACGCAGUUGGGUUUAAGUUGUCCUCUCUCCUCUCGCUGGCCGACACCAAAGCCAACAAACCGGGCAUGAAUCUGCUGCAUUUCGUGGCUCUGGAAGCGCAGAAAAAGGAUGAGUCUUUGCUGAGGUUUCCGGAGAAGCUCUCACAUGUACAGAGCGCAGCCAGGAUUUCUGUGGAGAACAUUGAGGCUGACUUCUCCUCCCUUUACGUCAGGAGCAAAUCUCUGGAGGAGAAGAUCCAGGGUGACUCAGAGCUCCUGGAACAGCUGGGAGACUUCUUGCAGAGCUCAGCUCAGACCCUGCUGGACCUGAAGAGACGCAGACUGGACCUGCGAAAAGAGGGCAACGCACUGAUCGACUUCUUCUGUGAAGACAAAGACACGUUUAAGCUUGAUGAGUGCUUCAGGAUCUUCCAGGAUUUUUGCCUCAAGUUUAAGAAAGCUGUGAAGGACAAUGCGGACCGGGAGCUGAAAGAAGCCGCCAGGCAAAGACGCCUGCAGGAGCUGGAGGAGCGACGCUCUGCCUGGGCCGCCGCAGGCGGCGACCAGGGCGGCGGUGGAGGUUUCGGCCGGAGCAGCAGCGAGAACGACGUGGACACGCUCACUAAAGACGGCCUCCUGGACUUCCUGCUUCAGACACGGCCACACAGCCCCCACAGCCCUGUGGGACGUUCUGCCAGCGCACGCAGGCACCGGCACACGACGGGCGACCGGAACCUCCGCGGGUUCAUCGAGCUUUUCGGGGGUUCGGGUACCCCUGACUACGCCAAGUUCAGCAGCCUGCCGCGCUCGAGUCGGCCGCUCCAGCGGAAGACGAUGGCUUGGCUCGUUUCACAAGAUGAUAACAGAGAACUUGAACCUCAGACUCAGUUACAGCAGGAGAGAGUGGCAACUUCACCCAAAGCAGAGACUGAACCAAUCAGCCCCUUGGCCAGAUAUUCAACGUCAGGCUAUAACGUGAAUGACGAUCUGUCUAACAAUAACAGCUAUGCCUGUGUGUCCGAGGGCGCCCAGACGCCUCGAUUCGGCAACACCCGGAAUGUCUUUCAGAAGACUCCUGGCCAGGGGCUGGGGCACCUAAAUGUGAAUGUGGAGAGGCACAUGCUGGUCCCUGGGCUUCCACCGUUUGAGCUACCCGGCCCGAACAGCAAGACUGGCCGAGUGCACGUUGAUAAUGAGGGAGAUGUCUUUGUUACAGAUUUGGAGCAGAAAAGAGAUCGUCCCAGAACACUUUUGUUGGACACUCCUCCAUCCAGUAAGGGCUCAGAGGAAGCACCAAAGCCUAUGGCAGCCUGGGGUGCGGAUGACAAAUUAGCCUUCCCACAACACGAGGAGGAAGAGGACGCUAGCACUGUCUCCUCGACAACCUGUGACACACCCUUGCCUCUCGAUACCUCUGUGUCCAGUAAGAAACCCGUUUGUUACAUUCUUGACUGCACUGAGACUGACUGCUCUGUCAUGUUGGACUGCUCAGAGAUUGAAAGUUCGCCUGUGGCCCGAGAGGGCCCGGUAUGUGAACCAAAAGUCUCGGACAGCAAUGUCCAGGGCACCAUCCUUCCGGAUCCAAGUUCCCUUUCUUCCCACUUGGAAUCCAUGUCCACCAAUGACCUCACAGUGUCCACAUCCACUGAGGAGCACCUCGUGCCUAAGCCUGCAGAGGAACGGCCAGAAUCUGUCACCCCAUCCAUCACCACAGACGAAGCAGAUACAGACAGCUGUGACACAGCUGAGGGCCGGAGGGUGGACGAGAAGGCAGUUCAGACCAGCAACCCAAAACUGGCCCAUUCCAAAGCCAAAACCCAGCCGAAGACCACUGCUACCAGGACCGGUCGGACCGCGAGAACCCUCACCUCAACGGAGUCCCACAACAUGCGCAAAGUCGUGCCCAUUACCAAGCUUAGCCGGUCCAACAGCAACGCGAAGAAAGCAGAGAGACCAUCCGGGCAGGAGAGCACGGAGCCAAGACGCCCACUCCGAGACCAGAGCACACCAGCCAGAAGAGGAGAGAGGCAGACAAGACCACCACGCCACUCCAGCCUUCCACCAGAAGAGCCCAAAGCGCAAAGGGGAACAACCUUCGGCAGUGGGUUCUCCCACUGGAUGAGGGAUACCACCUCACGCAAGCCUUCCUUCCGCAAACCGAACGCCAAACCCAUACGUAACAUACCAAAACCAGCUCACGAGGAGAAGAUGUGUCGCUCCACCAUGAGAGCUUUGGCUCAAGCUCAGGCACAGGCAGCCGCUGAGGGCAGUGCUCCCCAGACGCCAACUCACGGCGUAAAGCUGCAGUCACCUGUGCCCAGCUUUGCCCGCAACACUGUGGCAUCCUCCUCCAGAACAAAGAAGGAUCCACCCUUACAACCCAGCCCAAGCACCCCGUCAAAGAGUUCCACCCUCUCUAGGACUGGCUCUCAAAAGCAGCCCUCUGGUCGAGCAGACACUCUCGGCGUCGGGCACUUGCCUCGGGGUGAGGAGAAACCUCAGGGGUCACUCAGGAGAGUGCAGAGUGUCCGAGUGUCUAGCCGAAACACCCAACGCGGCGACACCCCGCCGCCUCCGCGUCGAGAGCGUUCCCGUAAGAGUAGCAGCUUUUCCGAGAAAUCUAUCCAAUUGAGAGACUCCAUUUCCAGCAGAUCCAUCAAGCCCUCGUGGAAGUAG
Chanos chanos (milkfish) is the source of this 3558-nucleotide messenger RNA. RefSeq names its product FH2 domain containing 1 (gene fhdc1). NCBI's taxonomy places the organism in Eukaryota, Metazoa, Chordata, Actinopteri, Gonorynchiformes, Chanidae. The record is from RefSeq and is a predicted model, not a curated record. The transcript is spliced from 11 exons. The coding region runs from base 1 to 3558 and encodes 1185 amino acids.